AUGGCGUCGUCGAUUGCCGCCGUCCUCAAGGACAAUAUCGCCAUGCUCAGGACAAGUCUCCUCCAAACCGACAUCGAUCUCCUCACGACCAACCCCACCGCAAGUCCUCUCUUUCCUUACCUCUCCAUCUUCACCGUUGCCCUUGUCGCCAACACUCUCUUCCGUUUAACAAGAACAUACCCCUCUAUCCCCUUCCAUGUUCCUGUUCCAGAAGAAGCGCUGCCAGGAUGGAAAGGUGGAAGUAUCUUGAAGAACCCUAGCAUCCAGGAUCCCGCUCGUCCCGAUCAAAUCAUCUGCUACGACCCCUCCACAGGCCGCCACCUCGCCACCAUCCCUGCACAAACAAAGGCCGACGUCGCCUCUGCCCUCGCCAAAGCCAGAAAGGCUCAAGCCAAAUGGGAAAAGACCACUUUUGCACAACGCAAGAUUGUCCUCCAGUCCCUGCUGGAUUUCAUUCUCCUCCACCAGGAAUCGAUCUGCAGAGUCGCCGCAAGGGAUACAGGCAAGACUAUGGUCGAUGGCAAGUUUGGAGAAAUUCUGACGACCUGUGAACGUAUCCGUUGGACUUUGGCGCACGGAGAGGAUGCCCUCAAGGACGAGCACCGUGACCCGGGACUGUUGAUGUUUUACAAGUCUGCGCGUGUUCAGUACCGUCCCAUGGGCGUUGUUGCGGCAUUGGUCUCGUGGAACUAUCCCUUCCACAACACGUUUGGACCCCUGAUCACAGCGCUCUUUGCAGGAAACGGAAUCUUGAUCAAGGCUUCGGAACAAGUUGCCUGGUCGACGACGACCUAUUUCGCCCAGAUCGCCCGUACGUGUCUCGAGGCCUGUGGACAUGACCCCGAUCUGGUUCAGUUCCUGGUCGGAUUCCAAGAGUGCGGUGAGGCUGUUGUGACCAGCGGAGUCGAUGGAAUCACAUUCAUCGGAUCCCCCCAAGUCGGUGCUAAGGUCGCCACAGCAGCCUCGUACAACUUGACGCCCUGUGUGCUGGAGUUGGGAGGCAAGGAUGUGGCGAUUGUCAACAAGGAUGUCGAUCUCGAGGCUGUGGUUCCUAUUCUGAUGAGAGGUGUCUUCCAGAACUGUGGUCAGAACUGUAUUGGGUUGGAGAGGAUUAUUGUUCAUGAGAGUUUACAUGAGAAAUUGAUUGAGAUGGCUGGCAGCAGGAUCAAGCAGUUGAGGCAAGGGCCUCCUCUGGAGAUCGAGAACAUUGACUGUGGUGCCAUGACCAUGAGCGGACGCAACAAGGCGUUGGAAGGACUGGUGAACGAGGCGGUGAAGGAGGGCGCUACAUUGGUCUACGGAGGCCACGGAUACGUACACCCAAAGUUCCCUGACGGCCAAUUCUUCGCGCCCACACUCAUCACCGAUCUCCGUCCCGACAUGAAGAUUGCCCAAGAAGAAGCCUUCGCCCCCAUCAUGGCCGUCUUCAAAUUCAAGACCCUCGACGAUGCCAUCGCCAUCGCCAACUCGACUCGGUACUGCCUCGGCUCCAACGUCUUUUCUCGUAACCAAAAGGAAGGCCAGUAUAUGAUGGAUCGUCUGAAGGUCGGUAUGAGCAACUUAAACGAUUUCGGGGUCAACUACCUCUGUCAGUCAUUACCAUUCGGUGGUGUGGGGAUGAGUGGAUAUGGUCGGUUUGGUGGGCCUGAGGGUUUGAGGGCGGUGUGUCACCAGAAGGCGGUGACGAUGGAUCGGUGGCCGAUGUUGAUCCAGACGUUCUUGCCACCUGUGUUACAGUACCCGAUGAACAAUGUUGGGGAUGCCAUUGUGGUGACGAGGGAUCUUGUGAAUAUUAUUUAUGCUGGGUGGGCUGGCCGAGCCCAUGCUGUCUUUGAGAUUGUUAGGACCCUUCUUGUUGGUGCCAACCAGCCUGAGCAACUUUAG
Linnemannia hyalina is the source of this 1884-nucleotide messenger RNA. The record is from the annotation of a GenBank genome assembly. NCBI's taxonomy places the organism in Eukaryota, Fungi, Mortierellomycota, Mortierellomycetes, Mortierellales, Mortierellaceae.